GAAGCCAGGAAAUUGUGGUUGCCUAGUUUCACAUCUACGGUGCAAAGUUUGAAGACGUGUGCGGCCGCUGUCUGCGCUCAAGCAACGCAAACUAUUUGAAAACACCUUCGAGGUCCAGGUGGCAAAACAGACGGUGCAAGAUGUCCGUCGCGGGAUUUAAGAAGCAAUUUUACAAAGCGAGUCAGUUGGUGAGUGAGAAGGUUGGAGGUGCAGAAGGAACCAAACUGGAUGAAGACUUCAAGGACCUCGAGAGGAGAGCAGAUGUUACCAGCAGGGCAGUGGUGGAAGUCAUCAAUAAAACAUCAGAGUACCUCCAGCCCAACCCAGCCACGAGAGCCAAACUUUCUAUGCUCAACACAGUGUCCAAAAUCCGUGGGCAGGUGAAGAGUCCGGGUUACCCCCAGCCUGAGGGCCUCCUGGGAGAAUGCAUGACCAAGUAUGGACGGGACAUGGGCGAGGACACCAACUUUGGUGGGGCUCUAGUAGACAUUGGGGAGUCGAUGAAGAGGAUGGCUGAGGUCAAGGACUCUCUGGAUAUUGAUGUGAAGCAGAACUUUAUUGACCCACUGCAGGCAGUCGCUGAGAAGGACAUCAAAGACAUUCAGCACCACCUUAAGAAACUGGAGGGCCGCCGCCUGGACUACGAUUAUAAAAAGAAACGUCAGGGUAAAAUCCAAGAAGAAGAGAUCAGGCAGUCGCUGGAGAAGUUCCACGAGUCCAAAGAGCUGGCUGAAAGCUCCAUGCAUAACCUGCUGGAAACAGAUGUGGAGCAGGUGAGUCAGCUGUCUUCCUUUGUGGAGUCUUUGUUGCAGUACCACAGACAGGCCACGCAAGUCCUGGAGGAGCUUUCUGACAAACUGAGAGAAAGGGUGAAUGAUGCUCAGUCUCGUCCAAGGCGUGAAUACACACCCAAACCCAGACCAGUCUUUGACUAUGGAGAGGUAGAAAACUCUAAUGGAGGAUACUCACCAGCUGCAGCGAGCCCCCCAGCUUACUCUGCCGCCCCAGCACAAUAUCCAGCUCCAUCCUUCCAAAGGGCCUCCUUCAAGAGCAGACCGCCAGAGCCAUGCUGUAAAGCCCUGUAUGACUUUGAUCCAGAGAACGAAGGAGAGCUGGGCUUCCACGAGGGCGAGAUCAUCACCCUGGUCAGUCAAAUCGAUGAGAACUGGUUUGAGGGAAGCCUUCGCGGCAAAUCAGGAUACUUCCCCAACAACUAUGUUGAAGUGGUGGUGCCUCUGUCACACUGAAAACAGCAAGGCAAGAUGGUGGGGCAGCAGGAUGGAGAGGAUGGAACGGGGGUAUGAUGGAGGAUUAUCAACUCUCAGUAAUCAAAAGAAGUCUUUUCUUUAUUGUAAUUAAAGGGUAAACAUCUAGAGACAGGGACGUACCGUUUGUAUCUAGGAUUUGUUUUAGUAAAAAGCCUUUUUUAUUCUCAUUCUGUCAGAUUAUGUCAAGAUUUCAUGGAUCUUUUAAAACGGGAAGGACAGAGGGAUGUUCAAUCAAAAAAAAAUUUUGGGGUGCAUUUACCAUAUCCUCACAUUCAUUCUCUAUGCACCUGUGCACUUUGUACCUCCAUCACCGGGACUGAUAAAGAAAGACUUAAGAGAGAAUGAGAUCUGUAGUGACAUGUCCAGCAGUGUCCGCUAACUCUAAGAAGUGCAACUACUUUAUCCUACACUUAUUUUAUAUUCACAAGAUGACAUUUCUUGUUCAUACUGGUACUAAACACACGUUUGUAUAUCCAUGCUUUCUUCUAAGCGCUGUUUUUUACACUCCCACCUCUGCCUUCAGGCUUCAGUACUGUUGUCACCAUGGACCAGUUAGUCAACAUGGAGGACUGUCUGCCUUUUGUCAAUGUUUGAGGCUAUCCUCCACUGCCACCUGGUGGUAUUAGACAUCACCCUUAGCUAUUAGUUUGAGUGUCACAUGGCCUCUAUUAUCUCAUACCAAAUCCAUGUUAGUUGCUUGUCUUGUGUUUAAGUGUGGAGAAACUGUGAGGGAGUUUUACAAACGUUAGCUAAGUGUAUUAAAUACCAAAAAAUGGUUUUAUAGUUGAUUUCUAAAGAGCUGGAUGGUGUCCAUAAAUAUGCGUAGUCUUACAACCUUAUCACAGUAAUUGUUACUAAGUUGUCAGUGAUUUAGUCUACCUACAGCUCUUCCAGUGUUUCCCACUACACUCCACUCUUCUCUUAGAGCUGAUGCCAAAGAAACGUAGCAAAAAUUCGAAAAUGGGACGAGGCUGCUAUUCGUCAUUAAAAGGGAACAUAUUUCAUACAGCCUUGAAAUUUAAGAUACAUAUUUCAGAUGAUUAUAUUGAAACGUUUCCUUUUUAUUUACUUCACAUUUUAAAGAAGAAGAAAAACCCACAACAAUGUAACAUGAUUCACUCCCACCCUAAAUGUUUUGCAGCAUCACACUAAAGCCAUAAGCACACAUCCUUCAGUUCCUCUAUUUUCUCAGGCUCUAUUGAUACUGCUGGCAGUGUCGCUCACAAUGUUUUGUGGGCUUUUACCCGUUUGUCAGUGAACUUUGAGUCUGUGAUUUGUUUUCCCCCGGCAGUGCGGGGGUAAGCUUGGCUUUAGUACUCUAACCUAUAAUUUAAAGCAUGGAAAUUAAUCUGAUGUGUAUUGGGUGUGUUUGUACCUGCCUCAGUUUUGAGGCUGAAACUGUGCACCAGACCUGACAGACAGCGAUCUCAAUCUAUUGUGUACAGAAUUUACUAAUAAUGAGGAAGGCCCGCACACAAUAGUCGGUUUCAGUUUCAAUUAAGCCUAUUACAAGCUGACUAUGAACUGUGAGUGGUUUGUGCUGUUCACUAAAAUGCCAACUUUCUCCUCUUGUCAUGAUCCCCUUGUUAGACCGCCCCCCGCCCCACUCAUCCCUCCCAUCUCUGUUUAAACUGGAAGCGGAACAGACAGGUCUUUUCAGCAGGGAAGGGCACACAGCAGUAGAUUAUGCCCUUCCUCCCCCACUGGUCUUUAUUCACCACCUGGCCCCUGUACCCCUACCCCCUUUUCUCAUUAUCUGCCCCAUCCCAGUCCCAUGGUGCCUCUGGUGCUCAGUCUCCUGAUCCAUCCCUGGAAUAAUCUCCUCCAUUGUUAUCAUAGUAUGUGCCUCUUCAAUGUUAUGUUUGCAUGUUAUUCAUGUUAUGUAUUAGGGCCAGGGGUUUCGGCUGUGCUGAGUAAUAACUGGGAGGUUCAGGUGUGGGUUUACAUGCCUCAUUACACCAAAUCAGAUGCCCAGAGUUUGAGAGGGGAAAGGAGGGUCAGCGGUGAACGUUGAGCUAUUAUGCAGCUUGUACAAUAUCGGUGAUGAAUAAUGUCGUGGAACAAAGGGCUGAGAUCAAUUUUUAGUGUGCUGCUGCUGUCACAGCUAAAACAGUUGUUUGAGCGCUGCGGCUGACAUUGAUUGCAACACUACAUUCUGUGAUGGCUCGUAUUGCAUCUAUACCUUUUUAAGUGUCUCAACUUUGCAAUAUUGAUGAAUGAAGUAUUAUCAGACUUUAAAGCUUUAUUUUAUUAUUCCCAAUGUAAAUGAUUGUUAAAAUGUAACCGCCUUGCAUGUGUCUUCAUUACAGCUUCUGUGUCUUACGCAAUGCAUUAUUUCUUUAACUGUGACACUGUGGGGAGACUAAAAGUGGGAUUAUCCUGGAUUAUCUUCAGGAUACAUGGAUUUACCUCUAUACUAAAUGUAAUCUUCUGUGUAUUGUAUAUUUUUGUUACUAUGUAAAGGGGAAAAGAUGCUGUUUGUUCGCUUCUUCAAAUAAAUAUAAAGUAAUUUGG
Messenger RNA from Morone saxatilis (striped sea-bass), 3782 nucleotides. RefSeq names its product endophilin-A2-like. Gene Ontology annotation, molecular function: protein binding. The transcript is spliced from 9 exons. Bases 141 to 1247 code for a protein of 368 amino acids. NCBI's taxonomy places the organism in Eukaryota, Metazoa, Chordata, Actinopteri, Moronidae. Gene Ontology annotation, cellular component: glutamatergic synapse; presynapse; cytoplasm. Gene Ontology annotation, biological process: synaptic vesicle uncoating. The record is from RefSeq and is a predicted model, not a curated record.